This is a messenger RNA of Verruconis gallopava, 2918 nucleotides long. RefSeq lists its product as uncharacterized. Bases 877 to 2283 code for a protein of 468 amino acids. NCBI's taxonomy places the organism in Eukaryota, Fungi, Ascomycota, Dothideomycetes, Venturiales, Sympoventuriaceae. The transcript has 3 exons. Gene Ontology annotation, biological process: signal transduction. Gene Ontology annotation, molecular function: protein binding. The record is from RefSeq and is a predicted model, not a curated record.
CAUUCUGCGUCUGCACUGGCACGCCGGCGCCGGCGCUACGGCCAGCUCUGCUCGUCUCUCGCUCUCCCCAAUCAAGGCCAAUCCGAGCCUGGCCCGCUUUGCGCUGGCUGCUGCGCCUGAGAAAUCUCGAUUCCGGCCGCUCACACGCCGCCCACCAGGCGCUGCUCGCCGUGCACUCGCCCACGUACACCUCCCGCCUUCUGCCCUCACCCGUACCACGCCCUCUCUCUCUCCCACUCGCCCUGGACUGCCCUCUUGCUCUCUCGAGCCAGCCCACUGCCCUCCGUCUGGCCCGGCUCCGCGGCGUGUGUCAGGUCUACAAACUGGAACAAGCUGGACGCCAGGCUUGGAGCUUAGCCUUGAACCAUCUGGCCUGCCUCCCGGCCAACCUCGCCCACCGUCAGCCCGAAACCGACGAGGGAUCGACCGACGACGACGAGACCGACGCACGGCCUGCAGCCUUCACGCCGUGGGCCGUACAGCCGCCCGUCAACCAGCCCACACUAGACGCCUCCAUCCCUUCGCUGCUGUACGAUCAACUCAAACUGCACCACCAGCCUGGACGUCCAGGCCCAGUCCACCGCCCGGUCCCAUCAACUCGAGACGCACCUCACGUCCACCCCACCCCUCCCCUCCUGCCCCCCGCCACGACCACCAGCAGCAGUUCUGCUCCCCUUGCCCUUUACCCAUCGCAAGGCACCGCCAAGAGAGAGCUAGCCCGGUGCACCUGCCCACACACAACCUCUCCUGCCCGCGUACGCUUCCAAAGAGCGCGCAUCGAGCUCCCAUCCUAGGCUACACGUGCCUAGCGCCGACCCGUCACCCACCACCUCCCUCCUCCGACCGCUAGUGUGUUGAAACCCUUCCGGCACGGCCAUGUCCGCCUACAAGGUGACGGGCUACCGCGAGGAUUCAGACGCCGACGACGAGUACGAACGAGACUCUGUAUUCAUGUCUCCCACGCUGCCCCCCGAAGGCUACUCAGCCUCGCCCACAGACUCGGACGGCCAGAGCACCGAACCGACACCGACGACGUACACACAUUCGGGCAUGGCUGCCUCGCCGCGAGGACUGAUCUCCGACUGGUCCGCCGAACAGAGCGCAGAUUUUGUGUCGGGCCUGGGAUUACCGCAGUACGCGGACAAGUUUGUCGAGGAGGCCAUCACCGGCGACGCCUUGAUGGCAUUGCUACAUUCAGAUCUCAAGGAGAUGGGCAUAACGAGCAUCGGCCAUCGCCUGACCAUCCUUAAAGCUGUCUACGACCUCAAAAUCAAACAGCAUCUUCCCAUAGAACCCGAUGACUACGUUCCACUAUCCGCCGAUGCCGAAACACAGGACUCAGCCCCGACCCAAGACGACAUUGCCCGUAUAAUAAACAUCAUCAAAGACCGCGACGCCGAGCUGCGCACCCUUCGGGAGGAGCUGGUGCGCAUCUCGGAGGAAAACCGCAAACUGCGUGAAGACGUCCUGCCCAUCAUAAAGGACCGCAAGAACAGGUCCGAACCCCUCCCCACGCCCGACGAAGUCCCCGAUGUGGCCAAGGGCGGCGCUUCCAGUGGCCUGUCGCGGAAGUAUUCUACAAAGCGUCUAUUCCUCUCCAACAACAAGCCUAACAAUCUUUCGCCCACCAGCAUCCAAGAGUCGCGCCUGCAAGAUUCGUCCAGCCUCGACCCCUCGGCAGCCGCCGUCGCCGCCACGAACCACCUGACAGCGUCAAUGCGCGACGACGCCGCCGGUGGUCGCAGCCCCAACGCAGCCUCGCAGCCCUCGCCUACCUCGCCCGCCUAUUCGUCUCUCAACGUACCAUCGUCGGGCGGCGCAAAGACCUUCGACCGCUCGGACUCUUACUCGACGUUCUCGACACGCGAUAAGGAGGCUACCACUCCAUCGACCCUCAACCCGCCCUCUUCGGCACGAGAGAACCCUCAGGUCGAGAUCUUCAAGUCGUUCCGUGUCUCCAUUGAGGACCCUUGCCACAAGGUGCUACCUGUUGCGCUGAAGAAGUACAACAUCACGGCCGACUGGCGGCAGUACGCCUUGUAUAUCGUGCACGGCGACCAAGAGAGGUGUUUGGGGCUGAACGAGAAACCGCUAAUCCUGUUCAAGCAGCUUGAUCGCGAAGGCAGAAAGCCCAUGUUCAUGCUUCGGAAACACGCAUCGCCCAUGGAAGGCAUUUCGAGCACGGUAGGAGAAGGUGGAGCACAAGCCGCGCUGGCGCAGAGAGAAGCCAUGCAGGCCAGCGGUGGAGGCAGGAGCAUGCAGUUACCUGGCGGUGUGCUGUAAAGGAACGCGUGAGCAAAAGAAAUAAAAAACCCAAAAAACCAGGGCUUUCAAAACUACGACUUGAGUGUUUGGAUGCUACAUCAUGAUCUGUCAUCUUUUGUAUCUGGGCGGCUCUACGGGCAUAUAUACCUCAUCUUCCUUUUUAUGGUUAUCUUGUCAUCUUGCACAUGUCACCUGUAGCGGUCACGGCCUCUUUUGUUCUUGUGGGGACUCAAACAAAAACCUUUUCGGAGGGGUUUUUUUUUCAAGCUUGUGAUCCCAUUGCGUUGCCGGAGGGCAGUUAGAAAAGGGGAAAGAGAAGGAGGAGGAAAAGGAGACUUUGAGCAGACGAUUGGCAUGAACAAUCCGGUUUUUUGGUGCUCUACGAGUUUGGGAGGGCGCAGGCGCAGGCGAAGUCUUUCGUCGUUUUCCUUCCUUUGGAACUGAGAGCCGAGAGCUUAGUUUAGGCUUGAACCACAGGCUUCGCUGGGCAUUAUAGGCAUGGCACAAUCAUCAGACGUCACAUCUUCAGCACCUGGCAGCGCUCUCUCUCUCUCUCCCCCAAAUUUUCCGUGUCGUCUUUUCUUGCACACUUGGAUUUGGAAUUAGACUGGCUCCCUGCCUGGCUGGCACAGCACCUGGUUUUUUGAGUCUAC